Messenger RNA from Cryptomeria japonica (Japanese cedar), 579 nucleotides. Its product is annotated as secreted RxLR effector protein 161-like. NCBI's taxonomy places the organism in Eukaryota, Viridiplantae, Streptophyta, Pinopsida, Cupressales, Cupressaceae. The transcript has a single exon. Bases 1 to 579 code for a protein of 192 amino acids. The record is from RefSeq and is a predicted model, not a curated record.
AUGCAACAACCUAGAGAAACUCAUUGGUUAGCAACCAAACGGGUUCUUCGAUAUCUACAGGGCACUCAAAACUAUGGGCUUAAAUACUCCAAGAUAUCAAAAUUUUCUUUGCUUAGUUAUUCAGAUUCAGAUUAUGCAGGUGAUAUGGAUGAUGGAAAAUCUACAUCUAGUUACUUAAUGUCUCUUGGUUCUGCUGUAAUCUCUUGGAAAUCUAAAAAACAACCAGUCCCAACUCUCUCUUCUGCAGAAGCAGAAUAUAUAGCAGCAUCUGAGGCAACUAGAGAAAUCUUAUGGCUUCGAAGAAUUCUUGCAGAUUUGCAGGCACCACAAGCUUCUUCCACACCACUCUUUAUUGACAAUCAAUCUACUAUAAAAAUGGCUAAGAACCCAGUGUUUCAUGAUCGUACCAAACAUAUCAACACCAAGUUUCAUUUUAUUCGGCACUAUGUGAAAGAUGGCAGUAUCUCCCUUCAAUAUUGUGCUACUAUAGACCAACCUGCAGAUAUACUUACCAAAGCAUUGGGUCAUGUUAAGUUUGAAAAAUUUCGUGAAAUGAUUGGUUUAACUCCUUCAGAUUAA